UCAGCUGACAGCCAAAAGGAAAGUGCUCGGAUUUGAUAUCCAGGUCUGGCGAAUCCGGGAUAUUAUUUAGGUGUCGGGGCUGGGCUCGGAUACUGUUUCCGUAGUCAUCGAAGCUCGAGGGCAAUUCUCAACGGUCAGUGGCUAUGUAUUCCCCCUGACCGUUGACCAUGCUAGCUGCUUGAGUGGCCUGGGGUAGCAGGCUAGAUGCCACACCCCGAGGUUCUGUUGUUGAACCCUUGACGACACUACAUCCUCCUUGGGUCCAAAAGUCACAAAAGCCGCCAAAGACCACCUCAAGAUUUGGAAGCUGUAUUUCCUUUUGUUGUUAUCCUCUCCUGUCUAUCGUUGACUCCUCAGGCACGUCUCCUUUCUCUCCCUCUCCAAACUUCACACACAACCGAGAUGACGAGGAGAAUAGCAACUCUGGUCCGCCCGACCCAUGGCGGCGAGCGCUGUGAACUUGCCAACCCCACAGCCAUGCCCAAGGCCGCUGGCUUUCUAUGGAAUCAAAAGAUGAUGAUUCAGAUCACCUGCCGUGGUUUUGCGACUGCCCAGUUCAUGCAGCCCGAGCCUGCAAAGUACGCCUAUGCGCCCAAUAUCGAGGCCAAGACCUUCAUGCAACCGGAGCCGAACUACUACGCCCACCAUCCCGGCCGCUUUGUAUACAUCAAGGAUGAGGAGACCGGCCAGCUUUUCUCUGCUCCCUACGAACCCGUCCGCGCCCCACACGACCGCUUUGUCUUCUCCGCCGGCAAGACUGACGUCUUCUGGGUCAUUGAGUCGAUGGGAGUUCGCGUGGAGAUGACCAUGGGCCUCCCCACCCACCAUGUUGCCGAACUCUGGACCAUCAAAGUCAAAAACCUUUCAAGCCGUCCUCGGAAACUCAGUGUGACCCCCUACUUCCCCAUUGGAUACAUGUCGUGGAUGAACCAGUCGGCCGAGUGGAAUCAUGACCUCAACGGAAUUGUUGCCAGCUGUGUCACCCCUUACCAGAAGGCCGCCGACUACUUCAAGAACAAGUAUCUCAAGGACAAGACUUACUUCCUUUGUGAGAUCCCUCCCGACUCCUGGGAAGCCAGUCAGCAAGUCUUCGAAGGUGAGGGUGGUCUUCACAAACCCAGUGCCUUACAAGACAGGAAUCUCAGCGGCAGUGAUGCGCGGUACGAAACUCCCACGGCAGCUGUGCAAUACAAGAUUGCUCUUGACACGGGCGAGCAACAAGAGUACCGGUUCCUCUUUGGCCCCGCCUAUGAUGAAGCUGAGAUCGGAGCCUUGCGGUCCAAGUACCUAAGCAAGGAAGGUUUCGAACAGACUGCAGCUGACUACGCCGCUUACAUGGCCCGUGGGCGCGGAUGUCUCCACGUGGAAACCCCAGAUAAGGAUCUCGACAACUUCAUCAACAACUGGCUGCCCCGACAGGUCUACUACCACGGCGAUGUCAACCGCUUGACCACUGAUCCACAAACUCGCAACUACCUACAGGACAACAUGGGCAUGAACUACAUCAAGCCCGAAGUAACCCGCAGGGCUUUCCUCACAGCCAUUGCCCAGCAAGAAGCUACCGGCGCCAUGCCCGACGGCAUCCUUUUGGUUGAGGGUGCCGAGCUCAAAUACAUUAACCAGGUACCUCACACUGAUCACUGUGUGUGGUUGCCAGUUACACUGGAGGCAUACCUCAACGAGACCGGUGAUUACAGCUUGCUAAAGGAGAAAGUGCCGAGUGCCAACGGCGACGAGUUCACCGUCUUCGAGCGCUUCUGCCGUGCUAUGGACUGGUUGCUCAAGUCUCGUGACCCUCGUGGUCUGAGUUACAUUGCCCAGGGUGACUGGUGUGAUCCCAUGAACAUGGUGGGCUACAAGGGCAAGGGUGUUUCUGGCUGGCUCACUCUAGCCACGGCCUUUUCCCUCAACAUUUGGGCCAAGGUUUGCGAUCAUGAAGGCGAGACCGAUCUCGCCAAGCGCUUCCGUGAGGGUGCCGACGCAUGCAACGCUGCUGCAAACGAGCAUCUUUGGGACGGUGAAUGGUUUGCUCGCGGCAUCACUGACGACAAUGUUGUCUUUGGCAUCAAGGAGGAUAAGGAAGGCCGCAUCUGGUUGAACCCCCAGUCCUGGUCCAUCCUCAGCGGUGCUGCCAGCCCUGAACAGAUUGACAAGAUGUUGCCCCAAAUUGACUCGCAUCUCAACACACCAUAUGGUAUCCAGAUGUUCGGUCCCCCUUACACCAAGAUGCGCGAGGAUGUUGGUCGCGUAACGCAAAAGGCCAUUGGCUCGGCCGAGAACGCCGCUGUGUACAACCACGCUGGAAUCUUCUUCAUACAUAGCCUGUACGAGCUUGGAGCACAGCAAGACCGAGCAUUUACCCUGUUACGGCAAAUGCUCCCUGGUCCUACUGACGCCGACUAUAUUCAACGAGGCCAGCUGCCCAUCUACAUUCCCAACUACUACCGAGGCGCCUGGAAGCAGUUCCCACGCACCGCUGGGCGGUCCAGUCAGUUGUUUAACACCGGUACCAUCUCUUGGGUUUACCGCUGCAUCAUCGAAGGGCUCUGUGGCUUGCGCGGCGAUGGCAAAGGUCUACUCAUCCGGCCACAGUUACCGAGCUCCUGGAACAGCAUGAAGGUCACUCGCGAGUUCCGGGGCGCCACCUUCAAUGUCGACAUUCGUCGUGGCAGUGUCAAGGAGGUCACUGUCAGGAAUGGCGACGAGGUCCUGCCUGCGCCUCACGUCAAGGACAUCGAGCCAGGUCAGACGUACAACCUCACAGUGAUCAUUCCGUAAGUUUGUGGUGUAUAGUCGUCCGAUAUCCUGCGCUGCUGCGACGUUAGAAAAGAAGAUGGAAAAGACACAAGCUGGGCUCUCGGUUGAAGAUCAGUUGGCGUAGCAUUUUGGGUGGCUGUUUGUUUCCAUGUUCGCAUACGGUGCCAUGGGGUUCCCAUUGUGGAAAUGAUCUCUAUGGAUACUCAUUCGGGGAAGCAAGAUCGGUCCAGGCACCAACUUUGUUGGGGUGAUGGUGUUGUUGCUUACUGUUUGUAGCCAGCCCCAUAGCAAUGGUG
Neurospora hispaniola is the source of this 3053-nucleotide messenger RNA. Its product is annotated as Six-hairpin glycosidase-like protein. Bases 403 to 2778 code for a protein of 791 amino acids. The transcript has a single exon. Gene Ontology annotation, biological process: cellulose catabolic process. The record is from RefSeq and is a predicted model, not a curated record. Gene Ontology annotation, molecular function: hexosyltransferase activity; carbohydrate binding. NCBI's taxonomy places the organism in Eukaryota, Fungi, Ascomycota, Sordariomycetes, Sordariales, Sordariaceae.